AUGUCAGUCGCGCUUCGUCCUGUCCUGCGACCCAACUCACUACCGAGUCUUCCUUCGGCCACACCCUCCACAACCUAUAUCUGUCAAGCAUGUCGGCACGCACGACUCAUAAAGCGACCGAAGCGGCCGUAUACAUUCACCCAACUAGUUACGCUCUCUGACGGGAGUGCUUUCACCAUGCGAACUACCUCGCCUAUACCGGUGUACCGAUCGACUCGAGACACCAGAAAUUCUCCCUUGUGGAAUCCCACGUCGAAGGAGCUCUUAAACGUUGAAGAUGACGAGUCAGGGAGGUUGGCAAGCUUUCGAGCCCGAUUCGGCACCAGCUUUGACAGUGCAAAGACGACGAAAAAGGCUGAGCAGGAUGUUGAGACCACUCCCACACCCUCCUCUCCCUCACCAGAGAGCAAAGCAGCCCCUGCAAGGGAACCGGCUUUUGAGGAGGAGCAAAACAUGUUUGCAGAGGAUGACAUCAAUCUAUUGGACUUUGUCAGUUCAUUUGGUCAAGAAAACACACCACAGAAUGGGCAGACGCAGCCGAAAAAGAGUGGGAAGAAGUAG
Molecule: messenger RNA, 561 nt
Organism: Fonsecaea nubica
Lineage: Eukaryota; Fungi; Ascomycota; Eurotiomycetes; Chaetothyriales; Herpotrichiellaceae
Exons: 1
Coding region: 1-561 (186 amino acids)
Biological process (GO): mitochondrial translation
Cellular component (GO): mitochondrial large ribosomal subunit
Molecular function (GO): structural constituent of ribosome
Source: RefSeq, a predicted model, not a curated record